Molecule: messenger RNA, 973 nt
Organism: Micromonas commoda
Lineage: Eukaryota; Viridiplantae; Chlorophyta; Mamiellophyceae; Mamiellales; Mamiellaceae
Exons: 1
Coding region: 127-864 (245 amino acids)
Molecular function (GO): peptidyl-prolyl cis-trans isomerase activity
Source: RefSeq, a predicted model, not a curated record
CCGGCACGCGCCACUACCCCUCAAACGUACCGGCUCAGCCCACUCGUCCGCGUCCCCGCGCGACGCGCAUCCGGUCCCUCGCGAGGUUCGAUUGCGAUCCCCCAACCGGCGCACACGUCACCCGAGAUGUCCGCCGCUGCUCUCUCCUCGCGCUCGCUCGCGCCGCGCGCGCUGAACCCCCGCGCGGUGCGCCGCGGCGACACCGCGCGUCCCGUUCGCGUCGUGACGGCAUCCUCCGAGGGCGGUGAGGACAAACUCCCGGAGGUCUUCACCGCGUCCAUGCUCCAGAACGUUCGCCAAAAGGUCAAGGGAUUUGAGACCACCAUGGCCGUGUCCAAGCUCCCGACCGAGGAGGAGCUCGCGAACGGGCGCAAGCCCAAGGCAGGCGACCUGGUCAGCAUCGUGUUUAGCGCGCAGACCGAGGAAGGGGAGCUGCUGCAGGCGAUGGACGACAUGGAGGAGCCCAUCACGUUCGAGGUUGGCGGCGCGGCGGCCAUGGGCAACCCGCUCUUUCUCGCCUUUGACAACGCGGUGCAGGGGAUGGUCGUGGGCGACCAGGCGCUGGUGAACGCGUCCGGCGGGGAGUACGACCCGAACCUGCUGUUCCGGGUGCCGAUGGUUCACCCCGAGGUGCAGCGUUUGCAGGAGGAGCUGGAUCAGCCCGGGAAGGGCGGACUUCACCCCGGCGCCACCGUGGCGCUGAGCAACGGCAACGCGGCGGUGAUCCGCGAGGUGAACGAGGAGAGCGACGAUCCGUUCGUGAUCAUCGACGCGAACCAUCCGUUCGCGGGCGCGGACCUGCAGUUCGCGGUGAAGCUCGUGAACAUCGAGGACAAGCCGGAGGACUCCGUCGACGAGGCGUGACGGAUCGCGUCGCCGAUAGACUUUGCAAUGAAACGCUGCUAUACUUGAGCACAGGCGACGUGGUUAGAUUUUAAAGAUAAUCACCAACAGCGUCCGUACGGGCAUUUAU